Messenger RNA from Odocoileus virginianus texanus, 1178 nucleotides. RefSeq names its product transmembrane protein 14A (gene TMEM14A). The record is from RefSeq and is a predicted model, not a curated record. Gene Ontology annotation, cellular component: mitochondrial membrane. Gene Ontology annotation, biological process: regulation of heme biosynthetic process. NCBI's taxonomy places the organism in Eukaryota, Metazoa, Chordata, Mammalia, Artiodactyla, Cervidae.
CAGCCCCGCCCAGUGCUGGGAGGUGAGCUCUCAGUGGGAAGGCGCUGGCGGUGAGCUUAGCUUCUCGGUUCCAGGUACGAAGUUUUCCUGUAGCUGGUCCCAACUUUUUUCUUUUCACCCGCGGGGAGAGCUUGAGGCUGCAGGUCCUUCCUUCUUCUAUAUUCAGCCCCACUGGACCACUUCUUGGGCAUCAACAACCAUCCUGUUUUAAUUCUUCAUCCCACAGACACUGAGAAUUUUCCAUCGUUGCCUCCUUUUCAGCGCCAUCACCUCCUGUGCCUUGGGCUCCCAACCCCAGACCCUUCCUCGCAACUUGAACCUUGCCAAUGGACCUGAUUGGUUUUGGUUAUGCAGCCCUGGUGACAUUCGGAAGCAUUUUGGGAUAUAAGCGGAGAGGUGGUGUUCUGUCUCUGAUUGCUGGUCUUUUUGUUGGGUUUUUGGCUGGCUAUGGAGCUUACCGUGUCUCCAAUGACAAGCGAGAUGUAAAGCUGUCACUGUUUACAGCUUUCUUCCUGGCCACCAUAAUGGGGGUGAGAUUUAAGAGAUCCAAGAAAAUCAUGCCAGCUGGACUGGUUGCAGGUUUAAGCCUCUUGAUGAUCCUGAGACUUGUCUUACUGCUGCUUUGAGAAUCCAGAGAAAGUGAAAACUAAAUCUGAGUCAUUCUGCUGUAACGGGCAGAAGCCCACUGUUUGUAUUGAAAAGAUAAAUUCCAGUAUGGGAUGUUCGAUGUGGUCUUAUUUGAUGUUGGAAACUGCCCUAGAAACACUGUUGCCUCUAAUAAGGACACUAGUUUGAGGGAUUUUUGUUUUUUUUAAAUAAAUAGUUUAACUGUUUUCCAAUUGUUAGAUUCUGAUUUCAUUAAAGAUAUUUUCAUGAAAUUGUGAUGUACUCUUUGAUUUUUUUUUUAUGUCAUGUUUUAUAGAUGGUGGUUCCUAACACUCAUGUCUGGAAUAAGUUUAAAUUAUAAACUAACUUAUCAGAUGAUGGAAUGCCCUAAUUGGGCUUCACGGAAUGCUCUUGUAUCUAUUUGUCAUUUGUGUUAUAUUCGAUUUUUUUUCCAUUUUAAUUGUAUUUCUGCCUGUGGUUUUUUUUUUUUUCUUUAAUAAACUUCAUCCCCAGCACACUCUGUGCAAAUAGAAUGUAUUCAGUAUUCAAAUAAAAGACCUGUUUUAAACCUG